Messenger RNA from Aplysia californica (California sea hare), 2668 nucleotides. Its product is annotated as sodium/nucleoside cotransporter 2. Gene Ontology annotation, molecular function: nucleoside:sodium symporter activity. NCBI's taxonomy places the organism in Eukaryota, Metazoa, Mollusca, Gastropoda, Aplysiida, Aplysiidae. Gene Ontology annotation, biological process: nucleoside transmembrane transport. Gene Ontology annotation, cellular component: membrane. The record is from RefSeq and is a predicted model, not a curated record.
GUGAUUUCAUUUUCACGCUUUUGGGACCAUGCUAGAUUUGGAGGAAUACAUUCAAACAGAAGAACCAGGGCUGUUCAGCAACAAGCGCCGAUGUAGAGAUAGCCCCCAACAAGUAUGGCGGAGUAUUACGUGAAUUCAGGAUUUGAUGACGUCAAAGAAAAAGAAAAUCAGUCUGACAAAGAAAGAAGCUCAACGUUCUCCGUAACCUCUAAACCCGGUCUCCUUUACGACCCCAAUGCAUCGUGUAUUAAGGAGAAACUUUCGCCCCUAGAAAGCAAGGAAAGAAACCAUCUUUUUCUAAAUCCACUCGACCUCGACAAAGAAAAUGAACCCAAUAACACAAAGGAGACUACAACUGAGUACAGCCCAACUACAAUAGAUAAUGGUUCUAAAGAUAAAGAAUCAGACAAAAACAACGAGGGAAUAUCUUUAAAUUCAAACUUCACCAAGUUUGGAAAAGAAAACGCAAGUAAAUUGUUGGACUAUGUUUGUGUGCCUGUGAAAGAUUUUAUAUCAGAAGAUAAACAAAAUGGGACUCAGAUUUCUAUUCCAUUACAGACAUUUGCAAGUGGGUCGUACAAAUCUGUGCCCAAAGACCACAGUGGGUCCAAUGUCUAUGAAGAUUCUGAAACUCAUGAGCCCGUUUCCGAUAGAAACGGCGACAAUUGUGAAGUUGAAGAACAAGAAGAACAGAAUCAGCAAAGAAAAACUCUCAUCCUAACCAGAUUCAAACUAGCCGCACAAAUCUCGUUAAUAUUGCUAUUCUUUUGUUAUUUUACCCUUGCUCUGGCGUGGAAUUUUGACAAGGCCAUCCCACUGUUGGUGAUAACGAUUCUGGUAAUGCUUUGGGUAACUAGGAGAUUGUUAUGGCGAGUUUACAGUAGGACCGUGCCAAAUGUCUGCACCCCGUGUGUAGAGACAAUGGGGAAACGGAUAAAAAGCUUCCAAAAGAUAAUUUCCUCAUUUCUUGGACGGCGAUACGUUAAGAUAUCAACUGGCGACCCGUGGUGUGGGGCUUGGGUCUCCAGAUGGCGCUGGCUCUCCUUAUACACCGCACAGAGGUCGGGCAGUCGACCUUCACCUUUCUCGGACGCCAAAUGGAAAUUUUUCUGAACUACGUCUUGGCGGGCGUGUUGUUUGUCUUUGGAGAAAACUACGAGAUGUUCUUCUUUGUGUUCAAAAUGAUGCCAGUCAUGGUGUUCCUGAGCUCAGUUAUCUCCAUCUUGUACUUCCUGGGCGCCAUGCAAAUGAUCAUCAACGUCAUCGCCAAGGUCAUGUCCUUCACCAUGGCAACCACAGCCGCCGAGACGACCAGCACUGCCGCUUGCCUCUUUCUUGGACAGCCCGAGGCCUCCCUGACCAUAAAGCCGUACCUGGAGCUGAUGACCAGGUCUGAGCUGUUCGCCAUUUUGACCGCCGGGUUCGCCUCCGUCUCAGCAGACAUGUUUUCUCUCUUUGUCCACUACGGGAUGCCAUCUUCCCACAUCAUAUCGGCGGUGUUGAUGUCAGCCCCGGCCGGUAUGGCUGUCUCAAAGCUCAUCUGCCCAGAAGUAGAGGUAUCUCGCACAAAAAAGCUUGACAAGGAGCAAAUGAAAAUGAAACAGGCACACAACAUAGUAGACGCCGCGGCAGGCGGGGCUCAGGACGCCAUAUCCAUCGUCGCCUCCAUACUCGCCACCAUCAUCGCUUUCCUCAGCAUCUUCUCCUUCAUCAACGCCGUCAUCGGUUAUCUUGGCUCUCUCGUCAACAUAGAAGAUCUCAGUCUUGAUACACUAAUGUCGUACCCUCUGAUGCCCGUGACGUAUCUGAUGGGCGUGGCCUGGGAAGACUGUCGUUCCAUUGGCGAGGUUGUGGGACUCAAGACUUUCAUCAACGAGCUCGUGGCUUACAAGCGAUUGUCUAAAAUGUCCCAGGAGGGACGUAUUAUCUCGAAACGUUCAGAGCUCAUCGCAACGUACGCGCUUUGUGGCUUCUCCAAUCCUACAUCAGUGGGUGUGGCUUUGGGCGGGCUCUCUGCCAUGGCGCCCAAUAAAAGAAAGGUCUUGGCCAACAUAAUCCUGAUGUCGUGGUUGGCAGGAUGUUUAUCGUGUUUCAUGACUGCCGCCUGGGCAGGCCUUCUAUACCAGGAAGCUGUCGACGGUGCAGGUACCCAUAGCAACGUGACGACGACAACGUGAAUGAGCCCAGACAGCUACCUGUUCCCGAAGAAUGAUCACGCAGCUGACAGAAAUCAACUAAUACAUGAAGAUGUAACAGAUGACGUUAUGUGAUUUUUCUGUAUGUUUUUUUGCUUUUUGUUUUUAUGUUGAAAGGGGGGGGGGGGUGUCCAAUCAGCGGAUUGCUUGGUCUUGUUGGGUUGUUUGCAUUUUAGAGCUAAAUCGUCUUCAUGUACCAUGUUCCAAUUUGCUGAAGUACAAUUGUUAGAUACGUAGAAAAAAGUGUCAACAUGGUAUUAAUCGUUAUAUUUUCAAAAGAGAAAAAAAAGAAAGGAAAGAAAAAAAUAUCCAACAAACAAAACAAAAUUCUCAUCAAAACAAGGAAAAAAUUGUUUGGAUGAUUAUAACUAGGUUAUCUUGACAAAGCCCUCAGCGGCGAAACGUUGAAUAUAUUAUACAUUUUGAAAUUCUUCAUAGUCUCUACCAUUUUUGUUUUUGUCUUUUUGAUGUCU